Brienomyrus brachyistius is the source of this 2477-nucleotide messenger RNA. Its product is annotated as keratin-associated protein 10-6. The record is from RefSeq and is a predicted model, not a curated record. The transcript is spliced from 10 exons. The coding region runs from base 259 to 1218 and encodes 319 amino acids. NCBI's taxonomy places the organism in Eukaryota, Metazoa, Chordata, Actinopteri, Osteoglossiformes, Mormyridae.
AAAACGCCACUUAAGGGAGGGUGUGCAGGAGCAUACAGACUUUCCCAAACUAAUAACAGUCUUUUUUGUCUCCGGCUCCUGAAUUUGCGUGCAACAUACCGCAAUUACGCUGAAAAAAGCGAAAGAGUGUAUUUUCCCCACGCUUGUUGCUACGCUCGUCCCCGCAAAGGAUUUCCCAGUUUCCCCACGGACAGGAGAAAAACAACAUUUGCUGCUGCAGGAUUUACGGAUUCUCUUCCUGCCCCAGCUUGAGCAAACAUGCCUUCAACGGGCUGUGUAACAGGAAUUGUGCUGAUCUUAAUUGUUCAACUGAGAAUGACCACAAGUCAGAGCAGCACCAUAGUUCCUACCAGCAGCCCGAACUCAGACAUCACAACAUUCACAUCACCUCCUCCAUUCAGUUCGACUGAAAAUACGACUGCAAUUACCAAUAUGACAACAUUGGCACCUUCGAGUACAUUCACAGGAUCUACAAAUGCAACAGCAACAACAACAGGAAAGUCCAAUAACAACUCUACUGGCAAGCAGAUAUCGUGUCGGACGUUCACCUGCAAUUCCUCCAUGUGUUACGCCACAUACCUCAACACGACUGCCAGCCCAUGCACUACUGAUGCCCUUUUUUGUGAGCUGCGGCGCCUUGACAGCGUUAUGUACUCUGCGAACUGCAGCGCGUUCUGCAAUGCGACCGUCAACCGCUGCGCAAACUCGACUAUGACCAGCUGCAGUGUGGACUGCUGCAACUCCACCGACUGCCUUAAUUCCACACUUGCAUCACUAAUGAUAACCGCCACAGUGACUCCAGUCACCACAGUGACCACCCAGACUAUCUCCUACACUCUGGUGACUACAAUGAAAAACGGAAAGAAAUGCCACAAACUCAAUUGCCAGGGCGAGAAAUGCUACCAGACGGACCCCGGGAAACAGGUCACCGACUGCCUUGUGGGCCAGGACUUCUGCAAGCUGAAUAAGACCAACUCGGGUACAACAGUGUCCUGGGAGGCUGCCUGUAGCGGAAACUGCACUGGAGACAAGUCCUGCGGCUCCACUGCUGCAAAUUGCACGCAGGAAUGUUGCACCGCAGCAACAUCAGGCUCCUGCCUCAAGCUGGAUGGGUCGGUCAACAUGCCCAACUCCGCUGUGGUCCUCCACGUUGCACUCAGCCUCUUUUUCCCCUGGCUGCUGAUAUGGGCUUUGGGCUUCUGCUUUCUGAUUGGCUAGGACUGCCCCCUACAGCUGUCCAAUGGGUGGCUUUAGACAGUCAUCACUCUUUGGAUCCCGUGUCCUUUAACGAAGCCUUUGAUAUUUGAUUCUAUCCCUUAUGCUGUGCUUUUCUAUGUUUGAAUGUGCAGGGAUUGAAGAUUUCAGAUUAGAUUUUAUGUAAUAUAACUUCAUCUCCAGUGUAGCAUUUCGGAUCUGGCCAUGUAAAGGAUUGCUCGAAUCUUUAACGCACUGCGAUCAGUCUUUAGAUCUUUAGAUCCAUCCAUUUUCCAAACCGCUUAUCCUAUUGGGUCGCGGGGGGUCCGGAGCCUAUCCCGGAAGCAAUGGGCACGAGGCUGGGAACAACCCAGGAUGGGGGGCCAGCCCAUCACAGGGCACACUCACACACCAUUCACUCUCACGGGCAAUUUAGUAACUCCAAUUAGCCUGUAGUCGUGGAAACCCCACGACGACAUGGGGAGAACAUGCAAACUCCACACACAUGUGACCCAGGCGGAGAUUUGAACCCGGGUCCCAGAGGUGUGAGGCAACAGUGCUAACCACUGCACCGCCCCUCAAUCUUUAGAUCAAAAAAAGAAAAUGCAUUUUAACGCAUUAUGACUAAUAUGACUCGAGUUGUUUUAGCGCCACUACAAGAAAAUCAUACUUCUAUAAUAAAUAAAAAACCGCGUAUUUAAAAUUCGCAUGAAACGCGAACCCACCUUUUGUUAUUAAUCUAUAUCAGUUUGACUACGUUCAGCAGUCGCCCUUACUUUUUUUGCACAACAUAAUGUUACAUAACAAAUGGUCACCGUUAGAAGUUGGCUACCUGUACGUGUAAUCACUUUAAACGAAAAGUUUAAACAAAAAAUCUCCAGAUAUGUAAAUAUAUGUAAAUUCUAGCAUUCUGUCUCAGCAAUAGUGAGCUUUAUGUUCGAUGCAUCUGCUUUUUACAUUACCUCACAACGCCAAACCUAUGCACUUUAUUCCUAAAUCUGUUAGAUCUAAACAUUUUCCCCAUCUACUUUUCAGGAAUGAAAGCUGUCUAAAUACUUUCUCAAAACUACCGAAUCUGGCGAAUAUUCUACAGCCCUGGAACGCUAAUAUAUAAACACUCUAUAUUUAGGACACGAUCUUAUAGUAGGCUACACGUAUGUUUAUAUUUCACUUAAAUAGAAAUGGAAAAAAUACGUGAAUUUGUAUGCCUCAUUAAAUAUAUGUUAUGCUUUGGAAUAUUUUUACAGAAUGUAAUAAAGGGUUUCAUAUAAUACCUGAUUAAA